AUGGCGGCCCUAAGAUUUGUGAGAUCAGUUCUGAAGUCGUUUCAAGAAUCAUCAGGGCUUGAGCCGAGACUUUUUGGUGAAAAUCUUCGAGUCACAGGAGCAGAACCAGGACGUGUAUACUUUGAGCUUGAUAUUAAAAAGGAACACACUAACCGUCUGAACAUUAUUCAUGGAGGUACGAUUGCUAGCAUGGUGGACUUAGGUGGCUCACUAGCUGUUGCCUCAAGAGGUCUUUAUGCCACUGGUGUUUCUACUGAUUUGAAUGUCACAUACCUCAACUCUGGUGGUAAAGUUGGAGAUAUACUAAAAGCAGUUGUAACUUGUGACAAGUUCGGAAAGACGCUAGCAUAUACGUCCAUUCAGUUUACGAAUAGUAAGGGCGAAGUAGCAGCACGAGGAAGUCAUACAAAGUUGGUCCUCACUUCAAAUCUCUCUGAAUGUCAAGCUAAUCGAGUACAUAAUAGAUACGUUGCACUUGCGUGGAAAGAGCCGAAGAAUGUAGUUGAGGAAUUGUCACCUCGUCCUUAA
Messenger RNA from Sclerotinia borealis F-4128, 528 nucleotides. NCBI's taxonomy places the organism in Eukaryota, Fungi, Ascomycota, Leotiomycetes, Helotiales, Sclerotiniaceae. The record is from the annotation of a GenBank genome assembly.